UACCAUGGUGUUCUAAGUUUUGAUAUCCUCGGGUAGAUUUUGACGUUUAAAAUUUCGUAUAAAACAGAACACAAUUUUAUUAUCAGUACAAUUGCAUUCCAAAAGUUUUGGAGAUCUUUUUAUUUGCCUAUUUUCCGUUUUUAUCAAGCUUUCUCAUGACCAUGUUCACAGCAUUAACAGUGGGGGCAUUCCUCCUUUUGGGGAUCACAUUACAAGUCUCAGGCGUGGAUCAUAUUUCUACUAUAUGCGUUCUGAAAUGUGAUUUUUCCUAUGGUGCAAAUAACCAAGUGUCUGGAUGUGAUUGUGACGCUUUAAGAGAAGUGAAGAAUGUGCGGUCUCACUUGGAACACACCACGCACCCCCACCACUGGAACCACCAUUUCACCACCACCUCCACCGUCCGUACUACUGAUCUGUGUUCCGUGCUCUGCAGCAUGCAACAAGGAGGAGACGCCUGCAACUGCUUGAAACCCGGGUUACCAGGGAGAUGAAAUGUGUCGACUAACACGUCGUUAACGUUGUUGGUUUUACUGAUUAAAGAUAUAUCUGUUUUAAGUUACUUUUAGACGGUACAUGUAUUUAUCCAAGUAUGAAGGAGGAGGGACGAAUUAAGAGUACUACAGUAGCCUUUGUUGCUUGUUUGUCAGACACAUACUCCGAACUACGAAGCCAAGUAGUAUAGAGAGAGGGGGGGGGGGGGAUUCUCAUAAUUGCAAGAAAUGUUUUGUAAUUACAGGUUAAUUUUCUCGCAAUUGCCUGCAAAGAUCGAUUGAUCAAAAAAAUAUUUGCUUUUUUGUUUGUCUUUAAAAUCUUUGUUCUAAGAAAUGCAUGCAUAUUUACUCUGAUUUUUAUUUUGGAACAGCUCAUAAAGAAAAUUGUGGU
Ostrea edulis (European flat oyster) is the source of this 882-nucleotide messenger RNA. RefSeq lists its product as uncharacterized. The record is from RefSeq and is a predicted model, not a curated record. The transcript is spliced from 3 exons. Lineage: Eukaryota; Metazoa; Mollusca; Bivalvia; Ostreida; Ostreidae. Bases 156 to 491 code for a protein of 111 amino acids.